Messenger RNA from Leptosia nina, 474 nucleotides. The record is from the annotation of a GenBank genome assembly. NCBI's taxonomy places the organism in Eukaryota, Metazoa, Arthropoda, Insecta, Lepidoptera, Pieridae.
AUGUUUCGUUUUUUGGUGUUCAGCACGUUUUUGAUAGUUUUCGGUUUAUCUCAUGCCGCCCAACGAGUAGUGAGAUCACCACAGUUUGGAUUCAGCCAAGCAAGCGCCAACGCGCAAGCUGGAGGAUUUGGUGGCGGAGGUUAUAACAGAUUUCCACCUGAACGUUACGGUGGACCCGGAUUCGGUCCAGGAUUUGGCCCACGUUCGCCUCCUAACUUUGGCGGUCCUGGUUUUGGUCCACGCAGUUUUGGCCCAGGCGGCUUUGGAAACGAACAUUACGGCCCUGGCGGGUUUGGGCCAGGACGUUAUGGACAAGGUGGUUUUGGCCCAGGUGGAUUCGGGUCAGGUGGCUUCGGUCGUGGCCCCGGUUUCGGUUCUGGUGGAUCAUUGAGUAUAUCAAAAAGUGUUAGCAUCAAUGCAGGUAGAGGAGGUCCUUCUGAAGCCAGUUCCAGUGCUAAUUCUUUCGGUAAAUAA